GAGUAGUACCAAUAUUUCGCCGACAUUCAUAUCGUACAUAUCGCGUUGAGUGAAGUGUCUGUUCAUUUAACUGUAAACAGUGUAAAGUGUGUCCUCCAAUUAAACAUUCAGUUUUUCUUUUAUUAUUUGUUAUGUAAGAAAAAAUGAAAAUCUUCUCUCAGAAAAAUAGGCUCUGCACCGUUUAAUGAAAAGUCUUGAAAGUGUUCAAAUUUACUACACAUUUAACAAAAUCAUAAAAUGACUCAAUCAUCUGUUGUGAAGACUGUGGGUGGCGUAACGACCAAAAUAACCACAAUGACAAGAACAUCUUAUAGUCAACAACAAAUAUUGCAGCAGCAGCAACAACAACAACUGCAAACAAAUCAAAAAGUAAUUACUAAACCACCGUAUACUCAAAAGGAGAAGCACACAUCCACAUCUAAUUUUCAGAAAAACGAACGUUACAAUGAACCGACUUCAAUAAUGAAACCCCAGCGAACGGAUCCUCCGGAGGAUAUUUGCGUACGUUGUAACAAAACCGUUUAUAAAAUGGUAGCGGUUAUCGCAGAACAUCAAGUCUGGCAUAGAAGCUGUUUUAGAUGCAGCAAAUGCGAUAAACAAUUAAACCGACACAGCAAAGUUGAUAAUUUUCAGAUUCAUGAAGGUGUACUCUACUGCCAAUAUCACUUUAAACAACGUUUCGGACAGACAAACGACGGUGCAGUUCAUGUUUCGGAACAAUAUCAACUUAUACGUCAAGACAUUCAAAGCAAUGCAGUUAAAACGAGUUUAAAUAAAAAUGCCACAACUACGAAAACGACUGAAGAGUUGCAACACAACGUUAACACCAAACGAGGUGCAACAGUCCUUUCGAAAAUGGAAAAAUUUCAUACUAAGGGAAUGGAUGUUGGCGUUAGCGAUUUAAAGGCGAACGAAAAGGAACGUAAGAACGACUUUGAUGAUGAAUCGAUUCAUUCGGAAGAUUACGGAGAGGAUGCAGAUGUUGAUUUGAUCAGAGCUAAACGGCUGCUAAGUAAACUUCCCAUAAAAGUCGACGAUAUGAACGAAAUAAAAGACAAAUUCGAAGCUGGAAUCGAUGACGAUCGCGAAGCAAGGCGUUUGGAACGUAAACAGGAAAUACAGGAUAUUCGUUCCAGGGUUUAUUUAGGAAAACAAGCUCGUACUAAGGAAAAAUAUGAGAAUGCAGUUGCGAAACUAGAAAUAAUUCCGAAACUACGUAAUAAAGGUUUGCUCAUGGCAUAUGAACUAGGUAAUGUAAAAGCUGCUGCGGAAAAGACGCGUAAUGCUAAACAAAGAUUUGAGACCGGUGACAUUUAUCGUCGCGAGCCAAGUUUUGAUAGAGAACGUUCCGUAACGUCUCCAUUUUGUAACAAAGUCUCUGAACGUAUGCAAAUGCUUGCAAAGCGACAGGCGCAAGAUGAAAUUACUAAGAGCAAAGUCAAAGUCAUGGAGAAGCCGGAUAUAUCCAAUCAAUGCAAGUUCUUCGAAAAUUGCAACCCCGAAAAGCAAAAGGGAUAUGCUAUCAAAAUCGAUGGUAUCAACAUCGGUGCUUUGAAAAUGGACGGUACGGUGGAAAAGGCACGAAAUGCUUACAUUGGCAGGAUUAAGAAAAAUAAAAUUAUUAAGCAACAGCAAUGGAACGAAUAAAAUUGUUAGGUGUGAUUGGUCUUGGCUUCGUAAUCCGUAAUUUUCUCGGUUGAGUGAAAUGAAGAAGACGAUUUUUUAAAUGACGAACUUGGAUAAAUAUCAUCUUAGAAACAAUAUUUAAAUUUAGUUUUACCGUAUACGACAUGUUCACUGUUGGAAGUGCCUGGGAAGACUGAUAGUUACACUUACUUACUAAGAAGAAGAAAAUAGCAAAAAUUGUAGAUUACAGAAAUAUUGACGAACUUCCUUCAUUUCCUUCGAAAAACUAAAUAAAGAAGCUUAAGAACGCAA
Bradysia coprophila is the source of this 1938-nucleotide messenger RNA. RefSeq lists its product as uncharacterized. NCBI's taxonomy places the organism in Eukaryota, Metazoa, Arthropoda, Insecta, Diptera, Sciaridae. The record is from RefSeq and is a predicted model, not a curated record.